Messenger RNA from Didymodactylos carnosus, 175 nucleotides. The record is from the annotation of a GenBank genome assembly. NCBI's taxonomy places the organism in Eukaryota, Metazoa, Rotifera, Eurotatoria, Philodinida, Philodinidae.
GCAGGUGAGAGUGACCCAGUUUCAAAGGUUUUUCUGAAAUGAUGAUAUAAAACUUAUUCUUGCUCAUAUCAUUAACAGAACCAACAGCUUUUUCCAAUAGUUUGAAUUAGAAGAGGAAAUUGGCUUCAUUCAAUUAUGGCGCGAACAGGAAAUAUUACAGCCUGUUUCCUUAUGA